CAGAUUAAUCUUCAAUGAAUUUGAACGAGUGACUGAUCAAGCCCGAUUUCCUACUCUUUGCAAUACCGGUAAAAACCAGAAAUUGAGCAUUAUAUAUGGCCGCAGCGUAGAAAAUUUCGAGCAUCGUCUGAACGCAUAGGGAAGUCAAAUGAAUGCAAGAAGCUUGUGCUUGGCUAUAAAAAAUGCUUCUUCACCUGAAAAGGCUUUACAUCUUUACACUCAAUUGCAACGUUGGGCAUAUAAUUUCGAUAGUUUCUCUGUUGUUUACACUCUUAAAGCCUGUACUAAAUUAAAAAACCCAACUCUCAUACGCCACCUUCAUACUCAUCUUUUCAAGUGGGGUUUUGGUUCUGAUGUUUAUGUAGCAACUGCAUUGUUAAACGCCUAUGUUUAUUCCUCAUUUUCUGAUGCAUGCCACCUGUUUGAUGAAAUGCCUGAGAGAAAUACUGUCACUUGGAAUACGAUGAUUACUGGGUAUUCAAGAGUAGGUGAUGUUGAGAAAGCCCGGGAUGUUUUUGAGACAAUGCAGGUGAGGGAUCUUGCUUCUUGGAGUGCUAUGAUUGCGGGGUACAUGAGUUGUGGGCGGUGGAGUAGAGGGUUGAUGCUUUUUCGAAAAAUGGUGGCGAAAGGGAGGCUGAUGCCUGAUCAGUAUAUGUUGUGUUCGAGUAUAAUGGCGUGUGGCCAUAUGGGUUCGAUUGGGUUGCUUUUGGGAAAAUCGCUUAAUGGUUUUGCUGUGAAGAAUGGGUGGAUACUUAGUGUGGAACUUGGCACGGUGCUGGUUGAUAUGUAUGCGAAGUGUGGACGCUGGAAGGAUGCUUAUGUGAUUUUUGAGAUGAUGCGGGAUAGAAAUGUUAUUUCUUGGACAGCAUUGAUCUGUGGGGCUGCGCAACAUGGGUAUGGGGAUAAAGCGUUAUCUAUAUUUAAUGAGAUGAUAAGAACAGAGGUGAAACCGGAUGAGCUGACUUUUACUGGGAUUCUUAGCGCUUGUGCACAAGCAGGAUUGGUAGAAGAAGGCUGGAAUUACUUUAGGAUGAUUUCGGAAUGUGGUUUGAAGCCAAGAAUUCAGCAUUAUGGUUGCAUGGUUGAUUUGUUAGGAAAAGCAGGGAAAGUAGGAGAAGCUUUUGAAAUCAUUGAAACAAUGCCAUUUGAACCGAAUGUGUUGGUUUGGAGUUCUUUCCUGUCAUCUUGUAAACUUCAUAAGCAGUUUGAGAUGGCAGAGAGAGUGGUUGAUCGUAUUCUUCAGAGUGUUCAUCCAGAUAAUCAUGAAGGGGUGUAUACACUUAUCUGUAAUCUGUAUGACCUGAAUGGAAAGUGGAACGAAGCUGAAAAGGUGAGAAAGCUUAUGGUGGAUCAUAAUGUGAAGAAGCCAAGAGGAUCUAGCUUCAUUAGUAGUGGAAGACUGGAAGGAGCCAAGAAUCAAGAUGAUCCAGUUUAAAGACAAAUUUUGUAAUCAGUUGAAAAUUGGAUGGGAGAUUGGUUGUUUGGGAUAAGGAGUUCUAGAAUUUCGUAAAGGUAGUCAAAACUCAAAACGUUUGAUAGGUGAAUAAAUAUUUAAUUUACAUA
This is a messenger RNA of Daucus carota subsp. sativus, 1563 nucleotides long. RefSeq names its product pentatricopeptide repeat-containing protein At5g56310. Gene Ontology annotation, molecular function: protein binding. The record is from RefSeq and is a predicted model, not a curated record. Bases 149 to 1435 code for a protein of 428 amino acids. NCBI's taxonomy places the organism in Eukaryota, Viridiplantae, Streptophyta, Magnoliopsida, Apiales, Apiaceae. The transcript has a single exon.